Messenger RNA from Heterobilharzia americana, 863 nucleotides. NCBI's taxonomy places the organism in Eukaryota, Metazoa, Platyhelminthes, Trematoda, Strigeidida, Schistosomatidae. The record is from the annotation of a GenBank genome assembly.
AUGGAUGGUGAGCAGGAGAUUAAGCUCUUUGGGAAGUGGAGCGCUGAUGAUGUGUACGUGAAUGACCUAAGUUUGACUGAUUAUAUUAAUAUAAAACGGAAGGGAAAUCCAAUAGUCCCACAUACAGCUGGACGUUAUCAGAUAAAGCGAUUUCGGAAAGCAUUAUGCCCUUUGGUGGAACGUGUAUGUUGCUCUCUCAUGAUGCAUGGACGCAACAAUGGAAAGAAGGUUAAGGCUAUGAAUAUCCUGAAACAUACAUUCGAGAUCAUACACCUGUUAUCUGGUGAGAACCCAAUCCACGUUCUUGUCAGCGCAGUUCUAAACAGUGGGGCACGAGAAGAUUCUACGCGUAUCGGUCGUGGCGGCACUGUAAGACGCCAGGCUGUGGAUGUCUCACCCCUGCGUAGAGUCAACCAAGCUAUCUACUUGUUGUGCACUGGGGCUAGAGAAGCAGCUUUUAGGAACGUAAAAACCAUUUCCGAAUGCCUCGCAGAUGAACUCUUGAAUGCUGCGAAGCUCAAAUUCAUAUGCGAUAAAGAAAAAGGACGAAUUGGAGCGUGUUGCAAAAUCAAAUCGGUAGUGGUAAUCCAAAUAAAUCUUAUGGAUGUGUAUGAGCUUGGUACCUUGUUUGUUUCCUGAAAUGCGGGGUCGUCAUGCGUUAAUCAGUAGACCUCUGAUGUACUAGUUAAGGAUAUGGCUAGUCACUGAUAAACCAUUUUUGGGAUUCUUAGCAUACGAAUCCUAAGGAUAACGACAAGGUCUGCUUAGGAGGGGACUUGUAGUGUUGAGACGAUACGAUCUGGGUUUUUUCCCUCCUAAUCAACGGAGUCAUACCCGUCAGUCAUACCCGAAUCUUGUUUGUG